This is a messenger RNA of Seminavis robusta, 2207 nucleotides long. The record is from the annotation of a GenBank genome assembly. NCBI's taxonomy places the organism in Eukaryota, Bacillariophyta, Bacillariophyceae, Naviculales, Naviculaceae.
GCUGCCUCUGAGUGACAUCUGAUUUAAACAGCCGUGCAGGCUUUACUAUUGUGAGCGACGACGAACUUCGAACGGAACGAGACAGCAACGUUCGAGCGGGUGCUCGAGGUUCAUGGUGAAGACAUCAUUGUAUAGCGGAUAGCGACUCUGUUGCUGCCAAGGACAUUGGACGGUAGGCUGGUGUGGACGGCAGGCAACUAAGGAAAAAGAGAAGAAUGUCCCCUCCAACGUCGACCUACGCUCCCAUCGAAAGAGACAAUGAUGAUCACGACGAUACCUCCGCACUCGGCCAACAACCCGCCGAUAAUGCCCAGAAUAUAACGUCACUGGCGGUAGCCUUUUGGCUGUUGGGUUUGUUCAAUAACUCCUCGUAUGUCAUUAUGAUUGCUUCGGCCAAGACGAUUAGCGAGGGAGGGACAGCCUUGGUGUUCUUGGCCAAUGUCGUCCCCAGCAUGUGCAUUAAACUGACUGCCCCCUACUGGUUUGACUACGUCUCCUACGAACAUCGCAUGCUGGUGGCAUUUGGGUGCAUGGUGGGCAGUUUUGCCAUGGUGGCCUCGUCGGUGGUACCUUCUAUCCAAUUGCUGGGAGUAGCCCUGGGGAGUGCUCAAUCGGGUCUGGGAGAAGCAUCUUUGUUGGCAGCAGCUGGUAAAUGUGAUGCCUCUGGAAAAUGCAUUGCUGGAUUUUCCUCUGGCACAGGAUUGGCAGGAGUCUUUGGAUUCUUGUGGAAGUUUGUCUGGAAUGAAUGGAUCCAAUUAUCCAUGAAAACGACUCUGUGGCUCGCACAGUCUCUGGCAGUCCUGUACAUUUGCAUCUUUUGGAAAUCUCUCCGUCCUUUUCUGACACAAGCACCACCGACAACAAUAACAGCAACGGAAGAAAUAGAGCCACUGGAAAUGACAACAUAUCAAACGCCACUCUCUACCACAACAACGAACCGCUCAAUGGCCGAUACGGAUUCAAAUGCAGCAGAGGCGAGUUCCUAUAAGGAUGAUGAAAUCGGCAUGCAAUGCCAUCCUCAAGACACAGAACCAUCCUUGGAAUCGCCGCCUGAAAUUCCUGACAACGGCUUUGUUGAAGACUCUCACAACAACAACAAUCAUAGUCUCCAAGAACCCAAACCAGUCCACGAAAUGACAGUGACAGAACGAGCUCAGUUUGUGGCCAUGCGACUGUGGCCGUACAUAAUACCCCUCUUUGUGGUUUAUGCUGCCGAGUAUUCCUUACAGGCAGGCACCUGGACUGCCAUUGGAUUUCCUGUCGAUAGCGAACAAGCCAGAGAUGAGUUUUAUGAAUUCAGCAAUUGGAUGUACCAGUUGGGUGUAUUUGUUUCUCGAUCUUCUGGAGCAUUUGGACCCACAGCACCCGUAUCCAUUCUGUGGCUCAUGCCCACCCUCCAAGCGCUCAAUGUUGUAUUCUUUGCAUGGGUAGCUGCCGAGCAUGUAUGGUACAAUUACACCAUUCUCAUUCCGUGUUGUUUUUAUGUGGGUUUGUUGGGCGGGGGGGUGUAUGUUCACGGUUAUAAACGCAUCUGUGCCGAUUUUGUAUUGGUGGAUCAACGAGAGUUUGCAUUGGCAGCCACCAGUGUGGCAGAGUCAAUGGGCAUUGUUUGUGCCGAUCUGCUUGGAUUGUUCAUUCAAGCCUGUCUGUAUCGGACCAACCAUAUACCAGGAGCAGUUGUUUCUUGUCCAGUUUGAGACGACAAAUUCGGACGAUAUAUGAGUUGCAGUUUUGAGACGACAACAUGUAAACGAUCAAGGCGGUUCCGGUACCGUGCCUCUUCAGAGAGAGAUGAUUGUUCCUAUUUGUACCUUGGCAGAAGUUUCUAAAGGAUCCCUUCGCUUGUUGACUGCGAGCUCCAUUGAAGGCAAACAAACAACUACAGAAACUAGUCAGUUAGACUUGACAACCGGAUGGUGCCAAUAUAGACCUUUUUGCUUUACCACACUCAGACGCACGAUAGGCGGUCCUUGAAGAUUGCUCAGAUCAUGGACACACUGAACCAACCCAUAUCGGGUAGGUGUAGAAACAACCCAAGCUCCUAGCAGAAUAUGACAGGUGCCGCAGACUAUCACAACUGUGCUAAAGUGUAUCGUCACAAGGCUUUGGAAGUCCGCCAGUCUGCAUGCGGUACCGGUACAUUAGCUAGUAACUGCCUUGCAAAAUGCAUGGUUCAUCAUAAUCAUAGGAAGAGAAGUUAUAAAGUU